UCCAGAAUGGAAUACAAUAAAUAUUGACGGAGGUGAGGAAUGUGAGCGCACGCCUAUCAAAGAGCAGAAUGGUGGUUCAGGAGGAGGAAACUUCCCACGAAUGGAAUUCGGGCAGUAUCCAGGAAAAUCAGGAGUUGAUGACAUCCGCUACGAGAAUUUCAGCACCGUUUCCGAACAGAACAUACCCACUUGUCCGUUCUGCAUGAGUGACCUCAAUGAAGUCACGUCACUAAGCGAAUGCCGCCAAGAAGAUAGAUUUGAUGUUCGCAACCACCUCACGGUAUACUUGGGACAUGGCAUGGAAGUUCCAUUCAUGGAGGCAGCCGAUCAAUAUAUCCAGGAACACUAUCCUGAGGCUGGGAAAAUCCACUACUCUCUCCCAUCGGGUUUUCUUCUGAAGGAGAGAAGUUUCGAACAAUUGCUUUACCAGGCGAAAGAAGAGCUGGAGAAUCCAAAGGGAAAGGAUCUGAACUUUCCUCUUGAUUAUACAGCAGUUGCAACUGUUUUCAAUCGAGCAAAAGACAUAUGCGGCUCUGCUCCAUCGUUGACGGUUGCUGAUUACAUAUUCUCAGAGACGUUCAAUCGCAAUAAUGCAUUCUAUCGAGGUUUGAGACGAAUGUCCUCGGAAAGACGGGAGAAACUAGAAAAAGAACUUGACAUCCCUGAUCUUAAGCAAGGUUCCCAUGACACGUUCUUGUCCUAUCCGAGCGGAAGUAAAGUUUACAAUAUAUUCUUCCAUAUCAAUGAGCUUUCUUUGAACGUCCCUGAGAGAAGAGUGAAGAGGACCAUAACGCAGACGAUCCAUCAGUGUGAUGAAGACAGAUCUGUGUUUAGUACGAUGUGUGGAGCCUUCAUUGAUUCUUCGGCCGUAGUUGUUGCAUUCCCAGCCUUUCCAUUCAUUGAACGAGCGGAUUUGCGUCGAUUCCUGAAUAACUGUAGAUCGUGUCCUUGGAGGGUGAUAACAAAAGAUGAUCUUCAAUAUCCAAAUGACCUCGCUGCAUUUCUACGCAGAAAUGGUGUAGUUCAUCUUCCUAGUUUAAGCCAUGAGAUCUCAAUUGCAGCUGAAAAGUUGUUCCGUGCCAUUUUUUCCCUUUACAUUUGUGCAUCUUCUGCCGUCAACAUUCCACGAACUUAUGUUGAGCAUUUCCAAACCUGCGACGCCCAAAUGGAGAAAACAUUAUGCAUUUUGACUCCUGAGCAGAAGUCACUUGUGGAUGAGGAUGAGCGAUCAUCGUGGCUCCUCCUUAUUGCUGGAGGCUCUGGCACGGGGAAGACUCUUGUUGUAAAAGAGAGGGCCAAGCGUCUUGCAAAAGAAGACAGGAGUAUAGAUGUGUUGGUGGUCAACAUCGCUGGAGGCCUACUCACUGAAGAUUACCAAAAUGACUUCAAAGGGCCUAUAAUUGCCUCUCUUCUCUCUGUAUGCUUGACUUCGUUCCCAAGAGGGAGGUCCCUCGGUGAGGAAGAAUGGGAACCAAGGCACCUCACGCUCUGCACACCAAGGUCGAACUACAUUGAGAUACAGGAGGAUAUUCUGAGGAUAACCCUGUCAUCUCUCAUGCAGUCAGGGGACAUUGAACCCAACCCAGGACCAAAUGUUCCUCAACAGUGGUUAGAUGAUAUUGCUAAACAGCUCAAGGAACUUGCUCUACAGGAAAGAGUUGAGAUAUUAGAAGAAGUCAAGACGCUCAAGGGAGAAGCCUCACAAGAACGCUCACUGCAGAGAAGACUGCUACUUGUUCAGGAAAGAGAACGAGCCAAGAAUCUAAUCAUCCGAGGACUAAGGGAGACAACAGGAGAGACACGUGAUCAGCUACAGCAGAAGGUGGCUUCCCUGGCAUCACUAAAAGAAGGGGGAGCCAAUGGGAACGCAUCCGGGUGGAAAAAGAGGAGGAUGGAAGCAAAAGAAUUGUGCAAGACAGUGUCCAUGCAUCGAGACCUUCUGAUGGUAGAAUCAACUAAGUAUAAAUGGGACGAAGAAUCGCAGCGACCUAUCACGGUAGAUGGUGGGCACCCCUGGGACAUUGGAGAACAAUCGGGUCAAGCUUGGCAAAGGCUGGAGAAAGGGGAGGAGAAGGAAAUCGUUGAGGAGAUUCCAGACCCAGAGCAGGGGCAAGACCAAGAGGAUCCCACAACCUGGUGCUCCCGCUUCCAACUGACUGAACCUCAAAAACCUCUAGAAAGGAAAACCUGGAAGACGGAGUAG
Darwinula stevensoni is the source of this 2203-nucleotide messenger RNA. The record is from the annotation of a GenBank genome assembly. NCBI's taxonomy places the organism in Eukaryota, Metazoa, Arthropoda, Ostracoda, Podocopida, Darwinulidae.